AAUUGGUUUUUCCUCUUGCUUAUCAGUUAAUUUUGGUCUGUUUCUCCAAGGUUCUGGUCUGUCAUUUCUUGUGUCUCUAUUGUCUCCUAUCUUCAAUUUGAUUGACUUUGGCUGGAUAUUCACCAGUAAAUAAUCAACCAAAUGCAUGUGAAUAUCAAAUGAUGAAGUUGCUCAAGACAUUUGCUGAAUGUCAAGUCUGAGGUUCCUCGGCUAUUACUGAAAUGCUCAGUAGGAGCUAUUGCUCUGGCAAUGACCUUAUUAUUUUAGUAGAGAUUCCUUAUAAUUCGCGAUGCAAUUAGUAUCAAAUGAUAGUCAAAAGGAAGAUAUUUCAGAAAGUGAACCCAUCUUAUGCCAGUCUGAUAUUUCGCAAAGAUCGGAAGAAUGUUCAUCUUCGUGUGAAAUUACAGCCAUUGGGGGGGAUUCUGUUGUUGUUGAUGAUGAUUUGGAAGAUAUUAACGUUGAUGAAACUUGCCAUCUGGUGAAUGCAGACCACCCGCAAUGCCGUAUAUGCCUCGAUAUUGGAGGUGAUGACUUAAUCGCACCGUGCCACUGCAAGGGCACUCAGAAGUAUGUCCAUAGAUCCUGUCUUGAUAACUGGAGAUCAACCAAGGAGGGCUUUGCAUUUGCUCACUGUACAGAGUGCAGGGCGCUGUUCAUAUUACGUGCGAAUGUCCCACCUGAUCGCUGGUGGUUGAGAUUGAAAUUUCAGUUCCUUGUUGCAAGGGACCAUGCAUUCAUCUUUGUAAUUGUUCAGCUGAUUGUGGCAUUCCUAGGAGUGCUGGUCUACAAGUUUUAUGGGGAGGAACUAAGAGAAAUGUUUGGCUAUGAUGAACAUCCUUAUGGGUUCUAUGCUAUGGCUGUUUUAGCAAUUGUUUUGGUGGGUUUGCUUUAUGGUUUCUUCAUUGCUAUUAUAUGUGGACAGAGGAUCAAUGAACGACAUUAUCAUGUUCUUGCGAAACAAGAAUUAACAAAGGAAUACGUAGUUGAAGACCGAGAAGAUAAUAAGAAUAUCCCGGAAUUGGACCCCAGCCAUGUGACAGAGCUAAGAAUGUUAGGCCUCUAUUAAUUUGGUAGGCUGUGCAUUUCAUUUGUUAUCCCGGGUUUUGGUUCAUGAUUAUGGCUGGUGGCAUUCUUGAUAUAAGAAUUCAAAACCUUAGCAACCAUUGAUCCGGAAGUUGAGACAAGUUGGGCUGGCUAUUUAUGUGAAACUGAGCUAUGUGCAUUAGCCUUUCCUUCGACUUGCAAGGCCUUGGAAAGUUAGUUUGUCCUUUGAAUACCUUCAUCUGUGUAAGUGUUUGUGCAAUAGUCAUUGGCUUCAUUGGGAUAUAUUUGUUAUACCUUUCUGUUUUUUGUACAGAUGAUAAGAGAAAUAUGCGCAAAUGAUUUUUUCUUUUUCAUGUUUUUCAUAGUUUCAAAAUGGCUAAGUUCUUGAUAUUACCGAAAA
Molecule: messenger RNA, 1444 nt
Organism: Theobroma umbraticum
Lineage: Eukaryota; Viridiplantae; Streptophyta; Magnoliopsida; Malvales; Malvaceae
Product: RING/FYVE/PHD zinc finger superfamily protein
Molecular function (GO): zinc ion binding
Source: RefSeq, a predicted model, not a curated record